Molecule: messenger RNA, 3179 nt
Organism: Brassica napus (rape)
Lineage: Eukaryota; Viridiplantae; Streptophyta; Magnoliopsida; Brassicales; Brassicaceae
Product: QWRF motif-containing protein 4
Biological process (GO): spindle assembly; centrosome cycle
Cellular component (GO): centrosome; nuclear microtubule; cytoplasm
Molecular function (GO): microtubule binding
Source: RefSeq, a predicted model, not a curated record
AAGUUAGAAACCCUAAUUUGGUUUUAAAAUUAAAAACGGUCGAUUAUUGUUUCCUUUUCUGGCGUUAAAUGAAGGAAGAACAACUUUAAGAUUUGCAGAGAAAAGUUUUCGGUAAAUUAAAUAAUGAAUUCUAAAUAGUUUCGAUCGAUAAAACUUGUCUGCUUCAUGAGAGACACAACACAAAGCCAUGUUAAUAAAAAAAAACACUACUAUUAUACAUUUUCUUUUUGGAUUCUUCUCAUUUCACUAUAAACCAAGAAAAAAAAAUAAGAAGAAAAACUUCAAUUUUUCUCGGGAGAAUCAAGGUUGAUGGCUCGAAAUAUCAGUAUUUCACAUGGUCAAAACAUUAACUUAUAUUUUAGUUACCGAGUGCGUUUUUGCUAUAAUAAUAAUCUGCAUUGUUGUCACUGUUUAACUUAAGAGUGGACACUGAUUCUUCUAAACACGUGGUCCUCUUUGUCUCUUCCCUUAAGCAAAACACUUCUGAAUCUGAUUAUUAGUAUAAUUAUCAGACUGCUUCUAUAAUGAAUUAUUAAAAAUCUUAGUUCAAGGAAACUUCUUUUUGUGAACUUUGAGAUGGUUUUUGAUUUUCAUGCAAAGAGGAACAAGAAGAAAGGUGGGUCUGUGACUAAAAACAGAAAUCUCCAUUAAUUUGUCCAGCCCAUCUCUGAUCAGACCAUGGCACACCCGUGACAAUGACACUGAUAUAUAAACCUAGUUUUAAAGUAAACGUCUUUUGAUCUAAAUCAAGAAUAUCUCUGUUUAUGUGAAAGUGCUAUUAAACCACUACUAGUAGUAGUACUAGCUAGACCUGCCUUUCUCUCUCUCUCACUGCUUUCUUGUUUGACAGUUUGGUUUUAUAGUCCUAGGCACAGCUUUUCUUAUCUUUUCUUUUCAACUCAUAGCUCUCAAGCUGUUCUUGUUGUCUGUCCCUUUUAACUUUUCUUAGGAUAGGGGACCCCUAUCCUACUAUAGAACCUCACUUUAUUGUGUUAUGAAGCAAGUCAGCUUGUCGCACGGACCAAAGAUUGUCUUUUUCAAUCUCCAUGUCUUGAUCUCUUUGGAUUUUUACUUCUGCUUUGGCUUGAUCUUGAUGUAGAAAACCAUCUUAAAAACACCCACAGAUCUUACAUUUUUUUAUUAUAUUUUUAACUUGGAUUGCUUUAAAGAGAUUCUUGAUUCUUGAUCCUGAGUCUCGGUUGUAAAUAUAAUAAAAGGGGAGGCAUUAGCUGCUGAAUCAAAUCAAUGCAAGCUUGUACUUGUUAUAGCUUGAAUGGAAGUUUUAUAUGGUUCUAAGAGAGCAGCAAUGGCCAAGAAGCUACAGCAACCUGUCACCGAUACUACAAGACCGCCUCUUGUUCCAGCGGAGAAGAACAAUGCAGUCUCUGCCACGCGCCGGUCUAAAACAAUGGAGGUCAGUUCAAGAUACAGAUCACCUACUCCCACUAAAACUCGAAGAUGUCCUUCACCUAAUGUCACUAGGACUGUGUCAUCAACCUCUCAGCCAUUAUCGAAAAGAGCUGUUUCAGCAGAAAGGAAACGCUCUUCAACGCCAACUACUCCCACAAACCCGUCCACACCGGUUAGUGAUGUAUCUAUAGAUUUACCUGUUUCUUCUAAGAAACUAUCUACCGGUCGUGUACCUGAAGGGUUAUGGCCUUCUACUAUGAGGAGCCUCAGCGUUUCGUUUCAGUCUGAUUCAGUCUCAGUUCCUGUUGUUAAGAAGGAGAAACCGUUUGUUACUUCUUCUAUUGACCGCACAUUGAGACCGUCUUCAACGUCUGUCUCAAGGAAACAUACGCCUGAGAGGAAGAGAAGUCCACUAAAGGGUAAAAAUGUGUCUGUAACUCAAUCAGAGAAUGGUCCUCAUAGUAGGUUAAUAGAACAGCAUCGGUGGCCUAGUAGAAUGUCUAUGAACAGAAGCUUGGAUCUUGGUGAUAAAGUGGUUAGGACAACGUCUCUGUCUUUGUCCAACAAAAGCUCUAAACCUUUGCAGAAAACUUCCACCGACACGGCGAGGCUGUUGUCAUGUUAUGAAAAUAGUGGACUAGUAAUGUCUCCAACAAAUUCAGAAGAUAGUAAUAGUUCAUUAGAUAGAGCAACUUCAGCUAGACUGCACCCAUUGUCUGCUCCUGGAUCACGCGCUGCUUCUCCAAGCAGAUCCUCAUUUUCAUCAUCAUCAUCAUCCUCCUCCUCUCAUUCUCGAGGGAUGAGUCCUUUGAGAAGCGCGAAUCUCUCUUGUUUGAGAGCGUCUACGCCGCCACCAAGAGGUGUAAGUCCUUCCCGGUUAAGACAAACCAACGCGUCUACAAGCAGCCCAACCUCGGUUCUCAGUUUCAUGGCUGAUGUUAAGAAAGGAAAAAAGGCAAGUUACAUUGAAGAUGUUCAUCAACUGCGCUUGCUAUAUAAUAGAUAUUCACAAUGGCGGUUUGCAAAUGCUCGAGCUGAGGGAGUCAGAUAUAUUCAAAGGUUAAUCGCAGAGGAGACUCUAUACAAUGUCUGGCAUGCAACAUCAGAACUAAGAUAUCAUGUGACAAGUCAAAGAAUCUACCUCCAACAGUUGAAGCUAGAAAUCAAGAUUGAAGAUAUCUUAAGUAAACAGAUGAGUUGCCUUGAAGAUUGGGACAUACUUGAGAGAGAACACAUUAGUUCUGUAGCUGGUGCCAUAGCAGACUUGGAAGCAAAUACUCUCCGCCUUCCACUAGCCGGAGGAACAAAGGUGGACCUGGGAUCUCUGAAGUUGGCUAUGUCCUCAGCACUUGAUGUUAUGCAGACUAUGGGAUCAUCGAUCUGCUCUUUACACUCACAGAUGGAAGAGAUGAAUAAGCUUGUUUCAGAUCUCGCUGUUAUAGCUACAAAAGAAAAAUAUAUGCUUGGCAAAUGUGAAAAUCUAUUGGCAUCAACCGCAGUCAUGGAGAUAGAAGAGAGUAGCCGCAUGACUCAUUUUAUGCAAAAGAAGCAAGAAGAAGUAAGAGAUGAUGCAGUGCCAUUGCUGCCAUUGACUAAGCAAGUGCUUAUGAACGUAACAACACACUUGGAGUUUCCACGGCCAACUCUUAAAAACUAAUUGUAAAUUGCUUGUUUUUGACUAGCAUUACUUCUGCCAACACUAGUAUUGAUUAGGUUGCGUUGUAGCACUGCCUGUUAUAAAGAAAAACAAAGAAUUGUGUAUCGACAAA